GGAAGUUCUUCCUUUCUCUGCCGCCAUUUUUCGAGUACCAACAAGUUUGCUAUCGAGAUUCCAACAGAAUGUGAUGGUGUGACAGGAUUACAGCAAAUAAUCAAAAUGCCACGCGAAAUCAUAACCCUCCAACUGGGACAAUGUGGCAAUCAAAUUGGCAUGGAGUUCUGGAAGCAACUCUGUUCGGAGCAUGGGAUUAGCCCAGAGGGUAUUUUAGAAGAAUAUGCCACAGAAGGAACUGAUAGAAAAGAUGUGUUCUUUUACCAGGCUGAUGACGAGCACUACAUUCCCAGAGCAGUUUUACUGGACCUGGAACCCAGGGUCAUCAACACUAUUAUGAAUUCACCUUAUGCCAAUUUGUACAACCCUGAGAAUGUGUAUUUGUCUAAACAUGGAGGUGGAGCUGGUAAUAACUGGGCCAGUGGCUAUGCCCAGGCAGAGAAGUUAUAUGAAGAAAUCUUCGACAUCAUUGACAGGGAAGCUGAUGGCAGCGAUAGUUUGGAGGGUUUUGUAGUGUGUCACUCUAUAGCAGGUGGUACUGGAUCUGGUAUGGGGUCGUACCUACUGGAGAAACUUAAUGACAGAUUUCCAAAGAAACUGAUCCAAACUUAUUCUGUUUUCCCCAAUAUGGAUGAGAUCUCUGAUGUAGUGGUACAACCCUACAACUCUAUUUUGACGUUGAAGCGUCUCACACAAAACGCUGACUGUGUGGUGGUUUUGGACAAUACAGCAUUACAUAGGAUAGCAGCAGACAGACUGCACAUAGACACGCCAUCAUUUGCCCAAAUUAACCAGCUGGUAUCAACAGUGAUGUCCACCAGUACAACAACACUUCGUUACCCAGGCUACAUGAACAAUGAUCUGAUUGGCUUAAUAGCCUCCCUCAUACCAACACCGCGUCUACACUACUUAAUGACAGGAUACACACCCCUCACCACAAAUUCUCAGGUUGCUAGUGUGAGGAAGACCACAGUCCUGGAUGUGAUGAGACGAUUGUUACAGCCCAAAAACAUGAUGGUAUCAACACACGUCCACCGACAGGCUGCCCACUGUUACAUAUCUAUCCUAAACAUCAUACAGGGCGAGGUCGACCCAACACAGGUGCACAAGAGUUUACAGCGGAUCAGGGAGAGAAAGCUGGCCCAGUUCAUCCCCUGGGGCCCUGCUAGUAUCCAGGUGGCCCUCUCACGUAAAUCACCCUACACACAGACAGCUCACAGAGUCAGUGGGCUCAUGCUGGCCAAUCACACGAGUAUUUCCUCUUUGUUUGAAAGAACUCUACGGCAGUACGACAAACUAAAGAAACGCGAAGCUUUCAUGGACCAGUUUAAGAAGGAAUCAAUUUUCAAAGACAAUUUAGAUGAGUUUGAUAAUUCAAGGGAAGUGAUUCAACAACUUGUGGAAGAGUACGAGGCUGCGACCAGACCGGACUAUUUGUCGUGGGGAACACAGCAGGCACCAGCUGCUGAAAGAAUAUGAGGACCAGAAAAGCUUUCUGGAUUGUAAUGGUGGCUGUUGAUGAAGACACAAACUGUUUGGAUAACAAUGUAUCAAAUUGUAUUGAGAAUCUCCAUGUGUUAUAUUCGAGGAUGAAGGUGGAUAUGUUGACUAAUGACAAGAUGUCUCUGAAUAGUGCCUUAUUUAUUGUACAUCAGAUCACAUAUAAUCUUCAAACUUUACUGUAUGUUAGUUGCAUUUUAAUACAGUGCAAUGCAUGAGAUAUUUCAAAUUAUGUCACAAUGUUCUCAGAUUUUGUUCUUUCAACUUAAUGUAUUUUCAAUUUGUUAUUUCCGGGGACUCUUCCCUAUUUGAAAUUACCACUGAUAAGCCUUUGCCUAUUAGCCCACCAAUAUCUCUCAGUUCAGCAGGGAUGCUAUUUAGCUAUCCUGCACUACUUUGAAUCGAUGUUUCUGUGUUUGCCCUUUGAACUUGUUACAUGAUAAAUACGGUAAAUUAUUUGUUAAAUAAUACUUUCCUGAUAUAUGGAUAUUUGGGUAUAAACAGAUGACCCUCAUCAUGAUAACUAUCACUUGUACAUUUCACUAAAUUUACAUAAACAUCUUGAGUGCUCUAUUUGUAGAGUUAUGAUGGAAUUUAACAUUUUGUUACCUUUAGUUUUCAACAAUAUAAUGAUAUAUAAGACAUAACAUUAUAUUAAGGAUUGAUUAUUUAUUGUUUAUAAAAGUGGAAAAAGACAAACUGUAAGAGUUCAUACAUUGUUAAAUUCAAAUAGAUAACCAAUUAUCACUCAUUGAGGCACUCACAUUACUGUGUACUAGGUACACCAUGUCAAACUAUAUGAUUUAUUGUACAGUUAUAUUAAAUUCAGAACAUUAUGUGUGAGUUUGAAGUUAUUUCAGUGUAUUUAUGUUAAAACAGAUGCCAUGUAUUUGGUUUUAGAUAUGUGUAAUGACCCAGUAUGUAUUUAUUUUACACUAUUGUACUUGAUCAAAACAUUGACUCUUUAAUAGUGUGGUCCAACAUCACAUUUACAGAUUUUAUAGACUGGUUAUUAAAUGUACAUUGUGUGGUGAUGUCAUAAUAGUGUACUGAUGUCAUAAUCAGCGUAAUUACCAUGUAGUCGGUUAUUUCCGUGGGGAUGAAUUUGUUAAGAAAUUUGUAUUUUGACAUCUGGAGCAAACUUAGCAACAUUUAGAUAUCCUCUUGCAGCAAUGUCAUAAAAUGUUAAUUUGUUAAAAGUUUAAUUCUUCCGUUUCCAUUCCGAAAAUCCAGAAAUUUUUGACCCAUGAAAAUAACCAGCAUUAUGGUAUACUGUAUUUUUUUGUUGGAGAAACAUUUUUAAAAUAAGAUAUGAUUUAGUCAUUGAUUUAGAUACAUAGCGACAACACUCCAUGUUCGCACAUCAAUAUCAGUUCUGAAAUAAUCAUUAUUUACAUUUUAUGUAUUCAUAACUUGUACAUGUAUCUUUGUUUCAAUGAUUCUGAACAUAUUUCUGGAAUAUUAAUUCAAAAUAUGCCAUGAGAUUUAUUUGUCAUGAAGUAAAUAUGAUAACAGUUAAUAGUUGUAAACCCCUGUUUAGACACGUAUACAAGUUUUCUGUGAUGCACACAUGUUAGCAGUUUUUGUGAACUUCAAAAACAUUAAUGAAGAUAGCAUGCAGGGAUUUAUCUUCUCCAUAUUUGCUGUUUUCAUUCUCCUUUUCCUCUUUAUUUCACUUUUCCUACCAAGAUGUUUCCCUUUGGAGAUAUUUUACAUAAGACAUUUUUUAUUUGUGAAAUGCAACAGAACACAUAUCUAUGGACUCUAAAAUGAAAAUUUCUCUUCUCAGAUAAUUUGUCCAUUAAGAUAUCUUUAAUAUCAUUAUUUUUCAAUUUGAAAAUGAAUUUGGUCAAUUUUAACCCUGUGAUUUUGUACAUUUCGACACAUAACACUCCCGUCUUUAACCUUUAAAAGAUGUAUUAUUCCCCGACAUGAUAAAUAAUUCUAAAAAGGUGGUACCUUUUAAAAACUAGAUAAAUUCCUGACAUGAUAAAUAUUGGGGUAUGCUUUUAAGGCUGAUGACAGUACCAUGAUAGACAAUGGUGAUUGGCAAUGUUUUGUGUUUACAUUUUAAUUAACCGAUGCUGUACUGUCUUAUGAACUGUGCAUCUGCUUACAUAUAUAUGAAUUAUAUGUAUAAAUACAACUUAAAGACGUUUCAAAUA
Molecule: messenger RNA, 3665 nt
Organism: Pecten maximus
Lineage: Eukaryota; Metazoa; Mollusca; Bivalvia; Pectinida; Pectinidae
Product: tubulin gamma-1 chain
Exons: 12
Coding region: 106-1479 (457 amino acids)
Biological process (GO): mitotic spindle organization; microtubule nucleation; mitotic cell cycle
Cellular component (GO): spindle; cytoplasm; nucleus
Molecular function (GO): GTP binding; structural constituent of cytoskeleton
Source: RefSeq, a predicted model, not a curated record